AUGGCCGAUACCGAAAUGGAUGUCGAUGCGCCUUCAUCACCACAAGAGCAACGAAAUGACACCAAGAAUGCCUCCAUGACAACCCAUUCGAAUGCGACAGCUGUACGAUCUAUCGAAGGCUGGAUCAUCAUCGUCACCAAUGUACAUGAAGAAGCUAGUGAGGAGGACUUGAAUGACAAAUUCGCAGACUUUGGAGAGAUCAAGAAUCUUCAUUUGAACCUUGAUAGAAGAACUGGAUACGUCAAGGGUUAUGCAUUGAUCGAAUACCCAACAUUGGACGAGGCAAGGGCCGCUAUUGAUGGUGCGCAUAAUACCAAGCUGCUGGAACAGACUGUCGAGGUGGACUUUGCAUUCGUUAGACCGCCACCAGGAGGAAAGGGUAGAGGAGGUCGGGCACCUGCCAAAGGUAGAGCAAGAAGCCGAUCACGUAGUCCCAGUGGUAGAGAUGGGGGCGAUUGA
Botrytis porri is the source of this 459-nucleotide messenger RNA. RefSeq lists its product as uncharacterized. The transcript is spliced from 2 exons. The record is from RefSeq and is a predicted model, not a curated record. Gene Ontology annotation, biological process: RNA splicing. Gene Ontology annotation, cellular component: exon-exon junction complex; cytoplasm; nucleus. Lineage: Eukaryota; Fungi; Ascomycota; Leotiomycetes; Helotiales; Sclerotiniaceae. The coding region runs from base 1 to 459 and encodes 152 amino acids. Gene Ontology annotation, molecular function: mRNA binding.